Molecule: messenger RNA, 2043 nt
Organism: Aspergillus pseudoviridinutans
Lineage: Eukaryota; Fungi; Ascomycota; Eurotiomycetes; Eurotiales; Aspergillaceae
Exons: 2
Coding region: 1-2043 (680 amino acids)
Biological process (GO): regulation of transcription by RNA polymerase II
Molecular function (GO): RNA polymerase II cis-regulatory region sequence-specific DNA binding; DNA-binding transcription factor activity, RNA polymerase II-specific
Source: RefSeq, a predicted model, not a curated record
AUGACUUCCUUCUUACCAGUAAAUAAUACGUCUUCACCGCAAACACGGGCGAUGGAGGAGGCUGCAACUCCAACCACACCUCGACCCCAAACGAAUGUGUCAGCUGCAGAAGAGAACAGGUCGCGAACUAUGAACAGUGGCACAGAAGACGCCACACCGCGGAACGUGCAUAAUAUCCAAGAGGAUUCGGCUUCUCGAACAAUACCGUCAUUAGGACACAAUGGAACUUCACAUGGGGAAUCCGAUGCAGACCGUGAUGGCUCCGACCAUGAGUCCGACGCUGGAGGCAACGCUCCCCCAUCAAAGAAGAAGAAAGGGCAACGGUUCUAUUGUACAGAUUUCCCGCCAUGCAACUUGAGUUUUACCAGAAGCGAACAUCUUGCCAGACACAUCCGGAAACAUACUGGGGAGCGUCCGUUUCAAUGUCACUGUUCCAGGCGUUUUUCGCGCCUUGAUAACCUUCGUCAACAUGCACAGACCGUGCAUGUGAACGAGGAGAUUCCUGGGGAUUCGCUUGCAGCUACUGGAACACGUUUCCAACGGCAAAUUCGCACCGACAGGGUCCGUCCACAGGGUCGAGCUAGAGCCGGCACGGGAGGUAGUCAGGGAACGCAUAGUCGUGGCCACAGCAGAAAUCUUUCGACUUCGAGUAUCGCAUCAACGACAUCAACGUACAGUCAACCUCCGGAGCUUCGCCGUCGACCGCCGCCAUUAAUCAUGGCCAAUGAUGGGAGCGCCAGGGCUCGUCUUAGUCUGGAUACGAUGGCAGAUAUGCCCACAACUCCACCAGGCCAAGUGCGCGGCAUCCCAGGACCUGCCGUUGCAGUUGGCUCCCCUUACACGCCUUCUCAUCAUCUCUUUGCUGCUGGUGGCAACGGAAGUCCUCACUUAGCUUCCGCAAGGCCCUCCGCCGCCCACAUAUCUGCAUUCUGGGACGGAAAGACGGCAGCUCGUCGUCUCUCGGUGCCCACCAGUGCAAAUCCUUUUUCGUCUCAACAACCGAGCAAUUAUCCUCCAAGUCUUGUUGGGUCGGCAACUCCUACAACGGCAGCGUAUCCGUCGUCGGGCGGAGUCUUCGCAAGCCCCGUCAGCUCUACUCAUUCGUUUUCGAGAGAGGAAAAUGCGUACAGUGCUGCUGAUGCGGAUCUGCGGAGACGGACUUGGCAUCCUUCAACGCACUUUGCACUUCCCAGACCUGCCACCAGUGGGUUGUCCCAUUACCAAACUCCUGAUACCGUUGACGCACCGGUCAGCGCGAGUGGCGCGACAGAACAGCCCCCCAGAUUGCCCGGAAUCGAAAGCUUCGACAAGGUUGUGUUACACCAGCGGCCUCUAACUCCUCCCAUCCGAAGGCCUAGUCCGAUGCAGAUUGACAGCCACAGCAAGCCAUCGCCGAGUUAUGCUUUAGGAGGAGGUUUCAAUUAUUCGCAGCCCGCGAACCGACCGGCCCCUCCGAUAUCUGGGCCCGGUCAUCGCCGCGGUCAUGUCUCUUGGGACAUGUCACUACAUACCAAUCUCACAGGACUGCAUAUCAGGGAUAAGCCUCCUCCAAGAGACGCAUCGCACUGGAGCCAGCAGACGAUUGCAGAGUUACAGAAUGUAUCGUCCCGGCCGUCUUCGUCGUAUCAACAACAAGUUCAGGAGUCGCGGGGAAUUACUGGGCAUUCUUCAUAUGAGAAGAUGCAAGGGUGGUAUGGCAGCAAUACCUCGGGUUCCCAGGCAACGCGGACAUCCCCUGAAGACUCGAGUAGCAGUGAAGGCGUUCACACACCCUCUACAGCAUCACUUGAGUACCAUCCAGCCAUUGUGCACAAUAACGGCUACAUCGAGUCCCAUCCACCUUCCAUGACCUGCGAUACAUCUCACUCAGCUUGCCCCCCACUCUCACAGUUUUCUGAUGGCUGUCAGCACAAUGUGAAACCCGAUCCACGACCGGAUUUCUAUCACAAUGCGUCCGCGCGAGACUCUGGGAUGGGAAGGCUCGAGGCACUUGUUGCAGUCGCCACGAGCGAAAAUAAAAGUACUGCAAAGCUAUACGGAUAA